Molecule: messenger RNA, 256 nt
Organism: Sphaeroforma arctica JP610
Lineage: Eukaryota; Ichthyosporea; Ichthyophonida
Exons: 3
Coding region: 1-237 (78 amino acids)
Source: RefSeq, a predicted model, not a curated record
AUGACCAUGAGCCACAUGGUGUACCAUACCGUGAGGCUGGCAGGUAUCCAGGCCGUUACCUUGGAUGAUUUGCGCCGAGUGGCCAGGACUCACUUAUCGGGCAUACUGGAUGCCAAACAGGUCAAUAUGGUGGCUACCGUGAACCCAUCGAAGGCUGAGCUCUUGAAGGAAGGACUCUCCGCGCACGGAUACACAUUGCAACCGGUAGAGGACAUCGAAGGCUUCUUCGCGCAAUAGCGUUAAACUACCGAACAUC